Molecule: messenger RNA, 333 nt
Organism: Colletotrichum lupini
Lineage: Eukaryota; Fungi; Ascomycota; Sordariomycetes; Glomerellales; Glomerellaceae
Exons: 3
Coding region: 1-333 (110 amino acids)
Source: RefSeq, a predicted model, not a curated record
AUGAACUUGAGUCUCGGCAUUUUGGGGGCCCCUGAUCUUCGUAGCCAAACUCAAUUCCACAAGGUGCCUGUCAACCUUCAAAACACCAAGACCUUUGCGCCGCUACCAUGGCAUUUCCGUGCCGAACCGCAUCCAAGCUCCUGGUUGUUUGCCCGUAUUCACCUAUCUCCUUUGUGUGUCUUGAAGAGUAAUGGCCACGCUCUCAUCUAUCUGCCUUCUCUCACACUCUCUCUUUUGACCUCGCAUCUUUACGGGGGCGUUAUCCUCCAUCUACCCAACUGGAUCUUAGGCCCGUGGAAGCUCCUGCAACGUCGUUUCGUGCCCUCCGCAUGA